CGGUCGGGGACGGGACGUUUCGUGGCAAAGAGCCCUCGAGGCCCGACGGAGGCGCACGGCUACGUCUUCGCUCCUCUCGCCGCCCCUUACAGGUAUUUCAAAGGCUUGAGGAUAGAUACAAUGAUGUGCCAGCCUGGGAAAACAACGGGUGUGGUCGUAUCGGGGUUAAUGUGGAUGCUACUUCAUUCGGCUGUGGCUGCGGAGGAGACGCUGACAAACCACUGGAGUGCAGAUUGGGGUCCUCCACCAACAAAUCCAGCGGACUUUACAAAUUUUCUCUGGUAUGGCUUCUCGGCCAACAAAGUCAACUUCACGCAGGAUGACUUGAAGAGGUUAUUGGAAUGCACCACGGGGAAGAAGGUGUGUCCGCCCCUCGACAAGGAACCGCCGGUGUCCGUGCUCUCCAAUUGCGAGAUAAACAAAGCCUUGUCUCCAGCACAGUGUGGUGCUUUGAAAGAGUGCUCAACCAGUCUAAGCGAAAAGGAGAAAAGCAAUUUAGAUGUAGAAGAGCUGCGUGCCUUGCUACCGGAGGUGUUGUAUUUGUCGCAGCACAAAGAAGACUGUGAGCGAGGAACCGCAAAGCCUGUCAAGACAAAGCCAAAGCCAGCAGAAGUCUGGGGCUAUGGUCUGCUCUUUGUCACACUGAUCUCUGGUUGCUCGUUGGUGGGGGUGUCGGUGUUGCCUCUGAGGGCGAACCCUUCCCCGCGCUUGACACUCUUGGUUGGUCUGGCGGUGGGCUCCCUGGCGGCUUCCUCCCUCUUCCACCUCAUUCCACAGGCCUUCGAAAUAAAUGCCAGAGAUGAUGGACACCACAGCUACCUCUUCAUAUCACUCUUCGUCUUGCUAGGCAUCUGGGGAUUUUUCAUGGUGGAACGUAUCAUUAAGAUAACAGUCACGCACCAAGCCUUAAAGAGAUUUAAAACCAUUUUUGAUUCAGGAGAGGCUAUAAAGGCUUCCUUUGGUCAUAAAAAGGACGGGGCUUUGGGUGUCAUUUUUGGGGAUGGUUUCCAUAACUUCAUUGAUGGAGUCUCUAUUGGAGCUGCAUUUUCAGAGUCUAUAUUGACUGGUAUAUCAAUAAGCCUGGCUGUGAUGUGUGAAGAAUUGCCGCAUGAACUAGGUGACUUUGCAGUCCUCCUGAAUGCGGGUAUGACCAUGAAGCAAGCAGUAGCAUACAACUUUCUUUCAGCAACAACCUGUUAUCUGGGUCUCAUUCUGGGAGUAGUCCUUGGGGAAUUUACCCAGAAUUCAACAGCUAUAUUUGCCUUAGCUGCUGGCAUGUUUUUGUACAUUGCCCUUGUAGAUAUGGUGCCUGAGAUGAAUGAAGUUGCAGGGAAGGCAGCAGAGGGUAGCUGGAAGUCUGCGGUUUGCAUUCUCUUCCUCCAAAAUGUGGGGAUCUUCCUUGGCAUUGCAUCACUCUUCUUGCUAGCAUAUUUCCAGGACUCUUUGAUAAUAACAUAAGAAAAGCCUCUUGGUUGAAAGUUGGUGCAUUUUCAGAUUGGUGUUUUUUGUCAGUAUGAAAAUUACAUGCAUUUAAUAAGCUUGAAUGGAUGUGUGAGUGUACCAGGAAGUGUAGAGUACAAUACAUUUGUGUAAAUUUUUAAUAUAAUGUCUGAUUGGGGGGAGGGGGGGUAGACAUUGGAAUUUUGCAAAAUUUGUAAUAGAUAUAAAUGUAAUUAUUUAUUAAGCAAUGACACUAAGAUCAACAGUUCAUGAUAUAUUACGUGGGAGUACAGUGAUAUAUGUUAGGCCUUAUUCACUGUUUCAUAUCUACUUUUUAUGUAUAUAAUGAUAUAAAUAUUUGUUCAAGUAAUACUGUAGAUUUAAUGAAUCUUUUGGUAUUGCAGUACUUGCAAUUUUCAUGUAGAAAAAAAAAAUUGAUCUACAAGCUCUUUCACCAUUACAGGUAGUGUAGGUUUUGUAGGUAAACUUGUUAUACAUGUUUUUAUGUUUGAAUAUGCUCGAAGGAAGUUUUGAAAUGUAAUAAUUGUUCUCCAUAUUUGUUUUAAGAUAUAUAUUGUCUGAAGUAUGGUGUGAUCUCUCAAAGAAAUGUAUCAAUAUUUUUUCAGUAUGUAGGUGGUAAGAAAAGCGUUUUCAAUACUUUUUUAUUCAUAUAAUUUUCAUAUGAUUAUGUACAACACUGCUAGUCACAUCCAGUAGUCUCGUAAAAUCAGCAAUAUUCUCAUUGAGUUAGGGACAUGAAUAGGAGAGAUCUGUGUUUUGGAUCUUACUACAUUUGCUAUUAGUUCUGCUAUCAAUAUUUUCUACAGUAACUGAGAUUCUUGUUAUAAAGUUUGAGAAGUUCAGAUAUGUAAAUACUUAUUUUGUAAGUUGUGGUAAAAAGUUGGUUUUGACCUCUUUUCGUUCUCUCAUGGAGAAGGGGUAGGGAUCAGAUAUGUCUUCUGGAAGAAGUACAAAUAAGUAUUUUCAAAUUUAUGAUUAAAGUUGAAUUUAAUAA
Molecule: messenger RNA, 2455 nt
Organism: Penaeus monodon (black tiger shrimp)
Lineage: Eukaryota; Metazoa; Arthropoda; Malacostraca; Decapoda; Penaeidae
Product: metal cation symporter ZIP14-like
Biological process (GO): zinc ion import across plasma membrane; intracellular zinc ion homeostasis
Cellular component (GO): membrane
Molecular function (GO): zinc ion transmembrane transporter activity
Source: RefSeq, a predicted model, not a curated record